Molecule: messenger RNA, 1083 nt
Organism: Phragmites australis (common reed)
Lineage: Eukaryota; Viridiplantae; Streptophyta; Magnoliopsida; Poales; Poaceae
Product: myb-related protein Zm38-like
Exons: 2
Coding region: 131-838 (235 amino acids)
Source: RefSeq, a predicted model, not a curated record
CAUUCAGUUCCUCCGCCUCCAAUCCAACCACACCACACGCGAGACAGGGGAGGGGAGGAGAUCGGCUCUCUCUCGGCUCUCUGCAACGCAAGAACGAACGGUGGCAACCGAGGGGAGGAGGAGAUCGACGAUGGGGAGGUCGCCGUGCUGCGAGAAGGCGCACACGAACAAGGGCGCGUGGACCAAGGAGGAGGACGACCGCCUGGUCGCCUACAUCCGCGCGCACGGGGAGGGGUGCUGGCGCUCGCUGCCCAAGGCGGCCGGACUGCUGCGCUGCGGCAAGAGCUGCCGCCUGCGGUGGAUCAACUACCUCCGCCCAGACCUCAAGCGCGGCAACUUCACCCGCGACGAGGACGACCUCAUCAUCAAGCUCCACAGCCACCUCGGGAACAAGUGGUCGCUGAUCGCCGCGAGGCUGCCGGGCCGGACGGACAACGAGAUCAAGAACUACUGGAACACGCACAUCCGGCGGAAGCUGCUGGGCCGGGGCAUCGACCCCGUCACGCACCGCCCCAUCGGCGACCCCGGCCACGCGCCCGCCGGCAACGCCACCAUCUCCUUCCAGCCUACCCAGGCGCCGACGAUCAAGCCGCCCAGGUGCCCCGAUCUCAACCUGGACCUCUGCAUCAGCCCGCCGUCGCCGUGCCAAGAAGAGCAGGAGCUCAAGCCCGUCAAGCGGGAGCUGAUACAGGGCGGCUAUGGCCACGACCGCGGCCUCUGCUUCGGCUGCAGCCUGGGCCUCCAGAAAGGAGCGGCAGGGUGCAGCUGCAGCAACAACCACUUCUUGGGGCUCAGGGCCGGCAUGCUUGAUUUCAGCAGAAGCCUCGAGAUGAAGUGAAACCAAAUGAAAUGAGCAGCCUUUUGUUUUCUUGUGUUCUUCGCCAUUGUUGCUUGGGCUCUUGGAUAGUUGGUUACUAGUUUUUAGGAGGUUAAUACAGUAGAGGAUGAGAAGGAGAGCGAAAACGGUGAGGAUUUGUAACUCGUGUUAGCAGAUAAUCCUCUCUGCUCCCUUGUCUUCCAUUUUGUGUAAAUUACUGUUUGACUGAUGAUGGCCAGGAAUAAUACUCUCAAUCUCUGAUGCUA